Messenger RNA from Myotis davidii, 1486 nucleotides. It is a transcript of the gene TRNT1, whose product is annotated as tRNA nucleotidyl transferase, CCA-adding, 1. NCBI's taxonomy places the organism in Eukaryota, Metazoa, Chordata, Mammalia, Chiroptera, Vespertilionidae. Gene Ontology annotation, molecular function: nucleotidyltransferase activity; RNA binding. The coding region runs from base 19 to 1335 and encodes 438 amino acids. The transcript has 7 exons. Gene Ontology annotation, biological process: RNA processing. The record is from RefSeq and is a predicted model, not a curated record.
UCUCGGUCGGUAAAUAAAAUGGCAGGUGCCCCUCCGUUCCCGCCACUUUCACAUUCUGUCCUUGCGCGCGCAUUUGUGUGGCAGAUGCUGAGGUGCCUGCACCCCUGGCGGCUGAGCGGUGGCCGGGCCGGACUGCGCCUCCUGCAGCGGCAUCUGUUCACAAUGAAGGUGCAGUCUCCCGAGUUCCAGUCGCUGUUCACGGAGGGGCUGAAGAGCCUCACGGAGUUAUUUGCCAAAGAAAACCACGAGCUGCGGAUAGCAGGCGGCGCCGUGCGGGACCUGCUGUCCGGCGUGAAGCCGCAGGACGUGGACUUCGCCACCACCGCCACGCCCGAGCAGAUGAAGGGGCUGUUCCAGGCGGCCGGCGUCCGCAUGAUCAACAACAAGGGCGAGAAGCACGGGACCGUCACGGCCAGGCUGCAGAACGAAAACUUUGAGAUCACCACCCUGCGGAUUGACGUGGUCACGGACGGAAGACACGCGGAGGUGGAAUUCACGACGGACUGGCAGCAGGACGCCGAGCGCCGAGACCUCACUGUCAACUCCAUGUUCCUGGGCUUUGAUGGUACUUUAUAUGACUACUUCAAUGGUUAUGAAGACUUAAAAAAUAAGAAAGUGCGAUUUGUUGGGCAUGCUAAAAAGAGGAUACAAGAAGAUUACCUUCGAAUUUUAAGAUAUUUCAGGUUUUAUGGGAGGAUUGUAGACAAACCUGGUGACCACGACCCUGAGACUUUGGAAGCAAUUGCAGAAAAUGCCAAAGGCCUGGGCGGAAUAUCAGGAGAGAGGAUUUGGGUGGAACUGAAAAAGAUUCUGGUUGGAAAUCACGUCAGUCAUUUGGUUCACCUCAUCUACGACCUCGACGUGGCUCCCUACAUAGGUUUACCUGCUAAUGCAAGUUUGGAAGAGUUUGACAGAGUCAGUAGGAAUGUUGACGGACUUUCACCAAAGCCAAUGACGCUCUUGGCCUCGUUAUUCAAAGUGCAGGACGAUGUCACAAAAUUGGAUUUGAGGUUGAAGAUUUCCAAAGAAGAGAAAAACCUUGGCUUGUUUCUAGUUAAAUAUAGGAAUGACUUAACUAAAGCAACGGAUAGUUCCGAACCACUGAAGCCCUACCAGGACUUCAUUAUAGACUCCAGGGAGCCCGACGCCGCCGCCCGCAUCUGGGAGCUGCUGAAGUACCAGGGCCAGCCCGGCCUCCUGCGGGACCUGCAGCAGUGGUCCGUGCCCUCCUUUCCCGUCAGCGGCCACGACAUCAGGAAGGCGGGCAUCUCCUCCGGGAAGGAAAUCGGGGUGCUGCUGCAGCAGUUUACCAGAUGGAGAAGGACGAGCUGCUGAGUCACAUAAAGAAGAGCUGAGGCCGUGGGAGCCGCCCCCAGCAGGACGUCUCGGUAAGCCGCUCGCCUCUGCCCUGGGGAGGCUUGAGAGACUUGAGGAGCAGCUGAAGGCAGCUGAGGGUCUUCAGAGAAUAAAGCCUUUUACACUCUGC